Porites lobata is the source of this 18367-nucleotide messenger RNA. NCBI's taxonomy places the organism in Eukaryota, Metazoa, Cnidaria, Anthozoa, Scleractinia, Poritidae. The record is from the annotation of a GenBank genome assembly.
AUGGGUUGUGUGCCAAUAAUCAACACAUAUAGUGAUCCACGUAUACUCUGCAUUGUUGCUCUGUGGACUGUGCUUCUCUUGCUACUUGCGUUCUGUUUAUGUGGGAGGAAUUUGCAAAUAAAACGGUAAGGUUCUUUUAGGGGCUAUUCACAGCAUACUUUAAUUUUGAAAUGAGUCCGUCCCAUCUCCAUAACUUUAUUACUCUGUAUAUGUUUACUUAAUGAUACAAAGACAAAGUUUCAUUCCUACACAAGUCAUUCUGGAAUGAGUUCAUUCCAGUUUUGAAUACAAAUUUAAUUCAUGUGGUGUGAUAUUCCAUUCUGGUAUUGUGUAACCUGAAAACAAAGUUAACUUUGUUCUGAUUAGAAAUGUAAUGGCAGACCAUGUAGUUGUGGGCCACCAGCACAUAUGUAUCACUUUCAAGUUUAUCUGGCACAAACACCAAGGGAGGGAGAAUGCCUUAAUUAAGCUGAGCCAGUCAAUUAUCCGAUGUGAAUGCAAAGUGAAUUCUUGGACCAAUAUAUAUCAACAUCUUGUUUUUUACUUAACUGUUCAACUUGUAGGUUGUUAAGAUUCACAUGCAUUUACUUAACAGUACUUUGGUCCUGUGGCUCUUACUUUUUUCCAGUAAUAAUUGUCUAUGUGUUAGAAUAAUUAUUAAUAGGCCUCCCAAGCAGAUAUUCUUUUGGCUCGUAAUGCAGUCCUCCCCAACAGUCAUGGGGCAAAACUGUCAAUGUGUGAUGCAGUCCUAAGAAUGUCCGUGUGGGAGAAAUGGAAAAAUAAAUUGGUCUAAAUUCUACAAACAUGAUCAUACCAACUUUAAAUAAUACAAUCAUGCAAGCAUCAAUUUUCUGUGCUUGAUAACACAUGUACAUCUGCUACACUGCAUAAUUUGCAGUUCAUUGCAUGUUGUGUUUGACAAGAGAGAUAAUCUUCUUUUUUUCAGGACUCUAACCAUGGGAAUUGCUAUCCUUGCUGUUCCAUUCCUUCCAGCGUCAAAUAUCCUCUUCACAGUUGGUUUUGUUGUAGCUAAAAGGGUGCUGUAUCUCUCUAGUAUUGGCUCUUGUCUGAUCACUGUUCUUGGAUUUGCCGCACUAAGCAAGAAAUACUUUGGAAAAAAGGUGAGCAGAAUGAUGUAUACCAGUAUAUAUUCACUUGUCACUCUUCAAAAACGUGUAAUAUGCUGGUUUGAAAUUAAGACUGCUUACAUGUACAUGUAUGUUAUAUUUAGGUGCCAUGCUCUUUUUAGCAAUGUGGCUUGACCUUGUUGGAGGAAGCGAUUGUUUUUCUGCAGCGGGAACACUCCAUUAGGAAUUUGAACUGACCAAAAGAGGAGCACAAGGAGGGGAAGUACCUAAGAGUCUGGUGGAGCCAAGAACUGCAGCUGAGUGUACCUUGUAACCAUGACAACCCUGUCAAUGGUAUGCAGGGUCCAGGCACCAUCACAUUGUGUACUAGUACAUGGAUUAAGUCCCGAUGGUGACCAACAUCAAUUUUCCCCUAACGAUAUCCAUACAUUGUCAAGAGAAAUGGUUAUGAGAAUUAAUUAAAUGAUCACCAAAGAGAAAAUGCUUUGAUCUUUUAUUUAACUCUCUCAACGUAUCUCUAAGUAAAUGUAUGAAUAUCAGUGUGGAUAAUUUGUAUGUGGAUAUUGGGGAUUAAAGGGUUGAAGGGUACGCUGGGUACACAGUAGGGAGCCGAAACCGUCACCAGCAUAAGCAGUGUAUAGCAAGAUACAUGUGUAACACGCACAGGGCACAGAGGAGUUAUUUGUGACCUUGGUUGUUGUUGUAGUUAAAUUUUACAGUUGAUACCGCACAUUCCCUUUGACUCAAGCAAACCGUCAUGCGAUCGUCCUACAAACCUGGUUAAAUAUUAUCCAAUGCUCCGGAAAACCACUGAAGGUAAUGACUGUGGACGAAUAACAGCAGCUACACUGUAUAAAGAGACAAAUAACACCUCUGCGCUCUGUGUAACACCCUGACAAGAAUUAAGAGGCUGUCCGCGUAAGAACCGAUAAGGCAAAUUUCGGUGUUUCACGGAUUGCCCUGAUUUUUUCAGUGGAAGAUAACUAUCCUAUCCCAUGAAGAAAUAUCACAUUUAUUUGGACCAACUCAAUUUUUUCUCCAUAUUACAGGAAGAUUUUCUCGGUCACCUAAAACUUGCCCGUUUGCCUUCAGAAGUGGUGCGAUUUUGGUGAAACUUUAGGGCUCUGUCAAACCUACCUUACGAAGCCGAAUAAGCUGAUUAUUUUACACACAAAAGUUUUAACUCUCAUUAACAGUGUCAAAGUUUAAUGGUUGCAUUCUGUGGAAAUUUGGCUGAGAUAUGAUUUUUUGAAAAUGACCUUUAAUUUGCUCAGCAGGAAAAGUAAUUUGCAUAACUAGAGCUGAACGGUAAUUUCGCAAAAGUGGCACCUGACCCAGACUCAAGUCUAUGAUAAAUCAGAAGUACUAAGACCAGUCUACCUCUUAAUGCAAUAAAAUUUGUGGGCAAUCUUCUCUGCGCGCUGUACAAAGUUCCGUUAAUGUUACAAAUUCGCCAUUUUGACAGCAAAGCUGGAAUUGUAACGGUCCGCAUUUGAUCGACUAAUUUCCACAGUUUUAACGUUUCUAGUUAUCACCAAAUGUCAUUAGACCCUUUAAAUGUUGGACUUUCGAAAACAUGAGGAGAAAACUUGGUAAUCGCUUUUUCUUGGUUUUUUUCCUGGUCGAUGAUCAGAACGCGACUUCAUUCUCCGUAUGCAAAUUAGCCUUAGAUGCGUCGUUUCAACAAAUUGAAUUGACAGGAAACAUAACUGCUUAUAUUUCACAUUUUUAAGGAAAAUAUCUCUUAGAACUUUCCACGGAAAAACACGAACGAUAUAUGACUUAGAAUCCCCUUAGGUCUGUUUCACGAGGAAGAAGUAGUAGAAGAAGAUAUGUUUACGCGAAUUAAAAUAAUUUAAUUACUGUGGCCCGUCACGCAUUCCCCGAGAGUGGCUGUGUAUCGAUCAGUUCUUUUAUCUGAUUAUAUUUUUUUUGAAGUGAUAGUUAUUGAUAAUCAUACAAUUUAAGUAAUGGUCCAGCUAAGAAGCAGGCAGAAAAACAAUAGCCCGCGGCAAUAGCGUCAGUUAUUUUUCAGGCGCUAAUUUCUCUAAUCAAAUUAAAUCUGAAUGCUCUGAUUGGUCAAUACAGCGAAAAGCGCGAAAUUUGAAUUUUAAAGUUGUAUUAAGAUAGCUUAAGACUCAUUCGAACAACUUUUUAUUUCGUCUAUUGCUUUGUUAUGUUGAAAAAUAUAACAUAUCUAAAAUUUAAAAGAUUUCUAUGCGCCAAACCCGAGGAAGUUAAACUGAUAUGAAAUUACACGAAGAUGAGCACAGUGUUACAUCAAUCAGCGACGUUGGGAACAACAUUUACGUCGGCUCUCACAAAAGAAAUGUCAAAACCAUGAUCGUAAACAGCAGCAAUUCACUCUCACGUGGCGAAUCUGGCGAACGCGCCAAUGUCCCGCGUUCAUAUUCGGCCACCAUACAGAACAACAACACGUACACAAAAUCAAAUCUAAAUGUUAUCUAAAUGUUCUGCUUUUGGAAAAAAAGAUGAUGUUGCCCAGAUAGAAAAACUUCCUGCAUGUUCGGAUAAUUGGGUUUCAGAAAAAGCUCUCCUACAGUUUAUCUGUUUUCAAGGUUUUGAUAUUACUCUUUAAAAAUCCUUCUUACAAUCUCUUUCGUCCUUGGAAAAAAUAAAGGCAAGCUACAGUCAUGCUCGCUAGAUCUUCCGUACCAAGAGAAACUCAAACACCAGUGACAGCUAUUUAUGAUACCUAAGCGGCUUCCGUCUCGGUAUUCUCCGUCUCAGAACUCAAAGGUACAAAAUGCAAACGUGUCACAAAUUUCAAUUCGCUCAUUUUAACUUAAGGUCCACGGCGAACUUCCAUUUCGCUUGAUGAAGCAGUCUAGAGAGAAAAAAAAUCGAAUGAGAGAUGGGUAAAGAUACACGGAAUAUGGAAGUUUCGAAAAGGGCAAACACAUGAAUAACACAUAAUGCGCGCGGAGGUGCGAAAAUCUAUUGAAUUCAGCUUACCUCAAGCUCAAGUGUUCUACAUCUCUUCGAGAAAUAAAUUCAUCCUUGUAAAAACAACAAAUCUUUCGCUUUCUCCUUUUAUGCCCAGCUGUACUCCAAUUUCUAGUGCCACAAUUAUUCCGAUCUCCUCCUGAUCCGGCCUGACAACGAAAACAACUACGCCGGGCCCAAAUUUCCAUAUGGCGACUCGGCAUGUCGAGGACGGCAGCAAACUAUGUUUAAGAGCAUUUUGACGAUCACUCCGAUGAUAAAAUACAGUAAAUUUGAGAUAAUUAUUCAAUAAAGAAAAAAUGCAGAUUUUUCACGAAGAAAUUGACGAGAUUUUUUCGGGUAAAAGACAAAUUUCCUAGCAUCUCAAGUGUCACACUAAGAUGGGGUCACAACAAGGUCGCGCGUGUGUUGCACGUUUUCCGCUCUAACUUUUGAUUGGCGCAUAGAACAAUGCUGAAACUUGGCCGUGAGGUAUAAGACAGGGGUAUGGAGAAAAUAAAGCUAAAAAAAGUUGUUUUUGUCACGUUUCUGACUGUUUUUUGGGCGAUUUUUGGAUUUCGGCCAAUCAAAACGCUUGAUUUAAUUGAAAUUAAUGAUUAAAAGUUAGCACCUUUUAAUCACUUUUGCCGUUCGCCUGCCUACCUCUUACACGGACCAUUACUUAAUCACUGCUAAUUCCGAUUCUUUACUGGGUGGGAAAUACCGUGCUGUUGUAUUUAUUCAUUCUACGACCGUUUUAACUAAGUCAGUAUCCCCGGGAGCCACCGUGAGGAUAGGGUUUAAUAUGACAACCCAUGGUGUAAUACACGACAAUUAGCUACAAAGUAGUCACUUGGACACGGCCACUCUUAUUCACGAGCACUAGCACAAUAUUUUCAAUUACAGAAUCAAAAAUUAAUAUUUUGGAAAUAGCUCGCAAACAACUUCAGAAAUACCGUGCGACACCAUAGGACCACACCUGCAAAGUACUUUCAUUUCCUAGAUCCCUUGCUAACCAUAGGCAGGGGCACCCAACGAGGAUAUAGUUCAAAACCACUUAACAUAGCAUUGUUGAACGUAGUUUAGUAUUCAAACAGUAGAUAUAGGCAUAUUUUUAUCCCCUAAAAACUUUUCAUCUGUUCGGAUUUCCUAGCUGAAAGUCUAGUGAUCCGAAAAUUAUAGGGAUAAAAACUUACCUUCCCGAAAACUUCAGCCAGGAAAAGGCUCCCGAAAAUUCUAGGUGGCCUUUUUUAGGGUCAAAAUCCCUUAAAAAUGGGUAAUUAUACCAUUUUGUAGAUGUUCGAAAAUCCUAGGAGAGGCAGGCAAGCAAGAAAUUUUACAACAAAUGCUCCGAAAAUUCUAGAUCUCAAAUCGUCUUCCGAACAGAUAUUUUCCCGAAAAUUGCCGUUGGGUGCCCCUGCAUAGGCUAUACAAACGUUACGGUGGUAUUAACAGAGCAUUGUGUUUAUCGCCAAUUAACAACAUUUCAGUAAAAAUGAGGAAUGGCAUGCAGAAAAAGGCAUAGUUAUUGUUUACGGUCCUUCUCCUGUUAAAUCCCAAAAGUUUUGCCGGCUGUUAAUCACACUAAAUUAAGGAUCCAUGUGUUCACUCCUGAGCUGUUGGAGAAAAGCACGUGCAAUCUUGUAUGAAAGACGAAAGUUUGUCAACUAGGUCUCCUUUUCUUUCCCUGGAUUUGAAUGGUAUUUUAAAGUGACAAAAGAUUUUUUUAGCAUUACCACGUUGAACUGACUAGGUUGUUCUUCCUUUGACAUACACAUAGGUUGAAAGCUUCUGGUUGAGGGUGUUGUGGUCUCAAUUCUUCAGCGAUUUCUGCAACAAGCUUUUGCCUUUCGAACUCCUCGUCUUCUUGCAACAGAUCUCUAUGGUCAAGUUCAACUUGUAUACACUUAGGAUUAUGUUUACGUGUUGACUGAAACGGGCUUAGAGUCCAACAUGGGCUGGCAAUAGGUGAGCACGGAAUUGGAACGGGAGUGGGGGGAACUCCCUAUGAUGGCCUAUACGAGGAGGUUCCGCCCGAAAGGAGUAUCUUUUUCAGGCUUCAGGUAUAUGAAAGGGCGGGCAUUUCACUAGAUGAAGUAUAUAAAAGGGCGAGUGCGCUUAUUGCAGCCUUAGCAGCAUCUUUGGUGGUUCUUAAAGAAAAAAGAACUAAGUUUAAGAAUUUAAGGAAAAAGUAGAAGGACUUAUUUUUUCAGAAAUUAAUAUAUACGGGAGAAAUUUCACCCCCUUAAAUACAAAUGCUUAUUAACGUAGAGGUGGAACAGUGGGGAGAGAGGGUGGAUGGUAAAGUAGGUUAAAAAUGGAGAGGUGAGAUGAAGCACAUUGUUCAAGAGGGUAUAAAUACAAAAACAAAACAAAAAAAACAGCAAUCUGGAGGCAUUUUUGAAGACUUAAUGAAAACGUUAUCAAACAAGAAAAACAGAGAAAUCUUGUCCAAUAAACCUCUUCGGCAAAUGUGUGGACAUGGUUGCAGACUGUUCAAUCGUGCUCUUCUCGACCCUUCGGCGUCAGGUUUUUUCAAGUUUCUUGCGACAGGAGGAGCAAAUCGGCUAUAUAAAGUUGAACUGAACACUAAGGUACUUUUAAGUAUCUCUAAUUUUUACAAAACCCAGAGACAUGUUUUAAACACUGUUUAAGUUCAAAAAAGUUAUUUUUAUUGCAAGAAUGAAAUACUUUUCAUACACGUGAACGACACCUCGACCACAAUCACUCCUAGCCUCGUCCCCAGGACAUUCGUCUUAGAAAAUGACAGGGGCGGGAAAGCCCUGGGGACGAGGUUGAAUCCUGACUCCGUGUAGAAAGUUCUUUUUUCCCAUUUAUAAUGCUCUUCAAACAAUCAUCAGAAAACAAUCUUUCACAACACACGGAUUAACCGGUAUGUAUAGUAUUUUAAAGGUAAGAAUUGAUUAGGGCAAGAUACACGGCUGUCCAAAAAAAUAGAAAUAACAAAAACUAUCUUUGCAAGCUCAAAUAAACUGGAAACGAACUUCAGAAAACAUCGCAAGAUAAAAUGUUAAAUAGAGAAAUUAAAAUAUCUCUGUACGUUAAGACAAUUGUUUGCAUGAAGAAGAAAAAAGAAUGAUGGAACAAAACUUUGACUUAUUUCGCUGGCUAUCUGGAAAUUUACGACGUGUCUUCCUGCCACAGAAGUUAUUUUGCCAGUAUGAUCCAGAGUGUGACCGCGGUAUUGACAAGACCUUAGGCUCGAUUUCCGCCCUCUCCCCGUCCAUUGGGGGCUCGUUUUCCAGAACAGCGGCUUACAAUCGAGCCUAACAAGACCUUGGCGCUCGCAAAAACCUGUGCCUAAAGCAGAUUGUCAUUUUAGUGUUAGCCUGUGUACACACCACCCUCCCCCCCUUGGGAGAAGCGGCCCCUUCUCCGAUUUUUCCUGAGAGGAGGGGGUCUGUACACAGGCUAUUCAGUGUCUGUGCCUUGGGCAGAUUGUCAUUUCAGUUCCGAAUACCCACCAAGCCUCGAAUACGUACUCUCGCUAAAAUGAGUUCAUUUUCAUUGUCUUUGCUACACUUGCUACACUUAAACAAGUGACAGCUGGCUAAGUGCGAGGUAAUAUCAUCUAUGCACUCUGUGACCAACACAUUUUCCUCCACUCCCCUUCCGGGACCUCACUCUGUCUACGAUCUCGCUGAAGAACUGCUUGAUGAAAUAGCCGAAAAAGCCAUUUUUCACAAUUGAUCUCUUCGGCGAUUUCAGUGACAUAAUUAUAUUUAAUUUGAAACUGGCACCUGUUGCAUUAUAAUUCAAUCAGAUUGAAACCAAAACAAGAUCAUCGUUGGAAUUCGGAUGUUAUACCCUAGCAAAAACUGAAAAGAUACUCCCUUUUGCGUUUAUUCACUGAAAAAAGGAACUAUUUUUCCCUUUUCAUUCUGCUACCGAUAAGCUACCGAUAAACGCUUUAAAGAUCUUUGAAUGAAACUGAAAUUUACCGCUAAUUUAAGAUAGAAAAAGUGUGGGGCAUUUUUUUUUUUUUAUCAUAGUGCCAUGUACAAAGAUCUGCCUUCUCCCGAUAAGCAAAUAUCAUAAUAAAACUUUCGACGUUAACGCUAUUUUUCAUAAAGGCACGCAAAAAAGAGUGCCCAAACAUUUUCGUGUGCUGACAGGAGGAAUUACCUUGCAAGUGAACUCUUAUUUUUUAUUAUUAUCAAUAACUAUCAUUUAAAAAAAAGAUGAUAAUAUGAUCGAAUUGAUCGACACAACGCUAUUGUUUUCUAAUCGACCACCCCUCUUCAGGAAUGCGUGACAUGCCACAGUAAUUGAAUUAUUUUAAGCCGCAAACAUCUAUCAUGAUAUAUUAUUCAGCUGCUUCUUCCUCGUUAAAAAAAAAAACAGACCUUAAGGGAGAUUCUAAGUCAUGGUUUGUGUUUUUUUGUGGAAAGGAGAAUUAUUUUUCCCCUUAGAAAUGUGAAUGUAACGAUUAUAUUUCCUGUCAAUUUGUUGAAAACAACGCCUCUAAGGCUAAUUUGCAUACCGAGAACGAAGUCACGUUCAUCGUCGACAAGAAAAAGACCCAGGGAAAAGCGAUUACUAAGUUUUCUCCAAAUGUUUUCAAACGUCCAACAUUUAAAGGGUCUAAUGAUAUUUAGUGAUAACUGGAAACGUUAAAGCUGUGGAAAUUAGUGGAUCAGAUGCGGACCCGUUACAAUUCCAGCUUUGCUGUCAAAAUGGCGAAUUUUGGACCAUUAACGGAACUUUGCACGGCACGCAAAGAAGAGUGCCCACAAAUUUUAUUGCGUUAAGAAGUAGACUGGUCUUAGUACUUCUGAUUUAUCAUAGACUUGAGUCUGGGUCAGGUGCCACUUUUGCGAAAUUACCGUUCAGCUCUAGUUAUGCAAAUUACUUUUCCUGCUGAGCAAAUUAAAGGUCAUUUUCAAAAAAUCAUAUCUCAGCCAACUUUUCACAGAAUGCAACCAUUAAACAUUGAAACUAUUAAUGAGAGUUAAAACUUUUGUGUGUAAAAUAAUCAGAUUAUUCGGCUAUGUAAGGUAGGUUUGACAGAGCCCUAAAGUUUCACCAAAAUCGCACUACUUCCGACGGCAAACUGACUAGUUUUAGGUGACCGAGAAAAUCUUCCUGUAAAAUAGAGAAAAAAUUGAGUUGGUCCAAAUAAAUGUGAUAUUUCUUCAUGGGAUAGGAUAGUCAUCUUCCACUGAAAAAAUCAGGGCAAUCCGUGAUAGACCGAAAUUUGCCUUAUCGGUUCUUACGCGGACAGCCUCUUAAUUAUUUGAUAUUUUCUGCUGCCCUGCACCUGUAGGUUUUAGGAUUUACUGUUGGUGCACUGAUAGCUUUGUACAUGGCUUGAACAGUACAGGUAAGAAAAAUGACCCUUCUGCUCGUAGAGCCUCAGAUAAUCAUAUCAAAGGGGUGCCUGGAAUUAAGCCUGAUGUUAGACAAUCAAAGAGUGAGGGUGUAAUUGCAUUGCAGUCUCCCUUUCAUCCAUGUUUUUACCAUCUAUAUCACCAUGUUAUAUUCUGUACCAAAAGUUAUUACGUAAUUUGCUUUGACUUGCUUCCUAUGCAGACGUUUCCAGGUUAGGCAAGGGACUUGUGGCGAAUUCCUAAGAAAUCUUCGUGGGGGCCAGUUCUUGCCUCAGAUUUCAUGGACUUAAAGUCUUGGUCAUACCCUUUCUCCCUCUGAUACUACUAUGAUACAGGCACCCCCUGUCAAAAGAUAAUGAGCUCAGGGCUCUCACUAAGUUUUAAAGUAUACAGCUAGGAUGUAAAUGUACGUGGCUUAGCAAUCAAGUUCUGUAGUUAAUUUCAGGCUUGCAUUCGGCCUUGCUUUACCCUUUUUCCCAAAAAGUAUGUGGCUCAAACCUAGUCGGUUUUUUAGCCAGUUCCCAGCACUUAAAGAGAACCCUGUAGAAAGCUUAUAAAAUUUUGAGCUUCUCCAUAAUACGGACACGUUGAUUUGUCCCUCUGGUGUUCGCCUGAAAACGUUCUUGGAGUCGUGGCUGUUUUUAUAUUGCCUUCUUCCUUUUUUCAGAGAUCCGCAGAAUGGGUUGAUGAAGACACUUUAUUCACUUCUGGACUCACUGUUUGUCCACUCAAUGCCAAGGUAAAUGAAAUAGCUGAAGGGAUGUUCUCACAGUCAUGAUUGCUGCUAGCAAGACCUCCCAUAAGGGACCAUUUAUACAAAAUACUGUUAGUAAUCAGUCUUGCCAGUCAAGGUGGAAAACUCUAGGAAGUGACCUCUUCCAGAAAAAGGGGGCUAUGUCAGGUGGAUAUUGUUGGACCUGUUGUGUCAGGACGGAAGGACAAUUCUGUGCUUAAGUCACAGGUCGAAGUGACUGUGCCUAACACAUCCACUUUCUUGUCUGUUUUUAUUCACUUUUUUUGUUAACGUACAUCUAGGCUUUGAAUUAAUUUUUUUUCAAGGGUAAAAUAAGCUAUUCAUCAGCAUUGUAAUUGAAAUUGUAAUUGUAAGUAACAUCAGGGCAGUGCCUUGCAUGGGUCUAGGGUCCCGUUUGCACUUGCCCUUUUGGGGAUGAGCAAUUGUUUUUUAAUUAUUCUUGUGAUUAUAAUUAAUUAUUUUUAUUUUAUUUCUUUAAUCAUAUAUCUUCUUGUUAAUUCUUUCGUGAUUGCAGUUUUGCCCCAAUAAAGUGCCAAAAAAAAAAAUUACUUAGUGCCGUUUCCCAUACACAAAAUGCUUCUUUAAAAUUAUGACGAGGCACAAACCUUAGUAAUUCGUCUUGGUGAUUCUCGCGGGCAUGUCAUUAGAGCUGGAAAACAGACGACAGGAAACAGCAGUCUUAAACAACAAAACGGGACCUAGUUAAUUUUGGAAUUCAAUUAAUGCGAAAAACGUUUAUUAGCUUCUUUUUUUUUUUUUGAAAGAAUAGCAAAUAGCGUGAACUAGCCCCUGUUCCCUGUAACCACCUAUUCCUGGCAUUUUGACUUGGUUGCGUAUGAGAGAAUUUCGCUGUAGCUCUUUUAGACGUUAGUAUAUUUAUGAUCAUUUUUGUCCCUUCAACAGGUUCACUACAACAUUGGCAAGCUGAGAGCUGAAAAAGGACAGGCAGUGAUUGCUGAGAAGUUUUAUAGAGAAGCAAUCAGGUACCGUGUAGAAAUCAGUGAGAAAUGAUAAACACUCAUUGUACUGGUUUAUUUCUUGUUAAUUGACGUCGAGUCAAAUGAUAGUUCUUCCCUGUACUUAAAUGAAGUUUCGUUUGAGUGUUUUUAACAAUAAAAAAAAUAGCCUGCAGUUUUAUCCAAGCAUGAAAAGGUUUCGGGAACGGCCCUUGCCUGCGGAAGUUCCACGGGUAAUGUUUUAAAGAAAUAUUUAUUUCAGAUUGGACAUAUCCUCACGUACCGUAUAGAAUUGCGCCAAUACAAAGGAUGUACUGUGCUUGAUUCUUGGAAGAGCUCGUUUUUCUUUUCCUUUCUUUUUGUUUUGUUUUGUUUGCAUUUUUUCAUAUAUUUUCUCUACCCUAAUGGCUUUUUUCCCUUAAUUUUCUCCCUUGCUGCCCGAGGUUAUGCGAUUCGCGUAUUUCUAGUAAAGUUUUGUUGUUCUAAAGCAUGCAGGUUCUACGACAAUUAAUCACUACCUUCAACAGUGCAUGUCUGAAAAAAAAAAGACUAGAAUGAUAUCAACCGAUUUUAAUUCCCUUAAAUGGCAGGUUAAACCCAACAUACGAUCAAGCUUUAAACAAUUCGGGAAACCUUAUCAAGGUAUGACGUCCUUGUACAGCAUGUUACGUACAUGUAUUUUAUUUUUGACGCACAUGAGACGUUCAAUAACGGAGAGGUAGUAAACAUGUGAAUACUCCAAAAUAUGCGUACUUAGUUUUUGUGGCAGUGAACAUUGCAAUAAAGAUUCCUUUCAAAAAUGAUCCUCUGGCGAGAAGCAAGAUCACACCAAGCUCAUAUUUGUCAUUGUAAUGAUCGCUAAAAAGACCCCAUGGCGGAUUUUUGCAUCGCAGCAAGUCAAUCGUAGGAGGUGACUACAGAAUGAUUUUCUUGGGAUACAAACCCUGCAAAAAGAAUGGAUUCUCUAGCUUUUUGAUUUUUCGGCCCUUUCUAUUCGACCAAAAUGAAAUGAGAAAAAACAAAUAGGAAACUCAUCUAAAACCCGAAAAGCUACUAAUGAUCGAAGGCGAUCGAUUCAACCAAAAAACUGGGUACAACUCGCGAGGUUGUUUGAAAAGUUUUCCAUUCAUCAAAUGAAGAAUGAUCCUCUCAGUUAUGAACGCAAUUUAUGCAAUUGCGUAAGAAGCCUGAAAAAAUUCAGGACUUCAACGGGAUUUGAACCCGUGACCUGGUGAUACUGGUGCGAUGCUCUAACCAACUGAGCUGUGAAGCCACUGAUGUUGGGAGCUAGUCAAUUGUGUGUUCAAGAGAUGAAUGAGAUAGAUGUAUGUGAAAUAAAUCAUAUAAGAACUGCGGAAACUAAAUCAAAUGAAGAGUGGUCCUCGCAGUUAUGAACGCAAUUUAUGCAAUUGCGUAAGAAGCCUGAAAAAAAUUCAGAACUUUUGGAACUUUUUAGAUCGCUCUGUAAUAAUCACGAUUUACUCGCGUUGCCUUUAGAAGAAGGAGGCUAUUUCUUGGUUUUGCAAAAUUGCUGUCUGAAGUUGUAAUUUAUUUGUAGACUUGAAAUGAGUUAAUUUUAAAAUUUUAGUGUAAAAAACAUGUUUUUUAAGGAUGAUGGAAGAUAUAUAGAAGCUGAAGCACUGUUAGAAAAAGCUGUCGAAAUAAGGUUAGUCUUUUUGCAAUGUUAUACUUAAGCGUUUUUCUCUCUAAUUUGAAGUCACUUGAAGUUCUAAACGCAUUAGUGACCUCAACAUUUGACUAACGGGGGAGGACAGGGGGUGGGAGCCUGGAGAAUUAGGGGACAGAAGGGGUACGGGAGGCGGGAGAGGAAAGAGUGGGAAGUGGGUGUUUUAAAGGGCGGGGAGGGGAAAAUAUGGGGAAAUUAUGCAACAAUACUCAAUCUUUCGUAAUCGAAAAAAGAGCUGGUGGGAGAAAGCCAAGAAAAAAAGGGGCAGGAGCCGGGAACGCAAGGUACAGGAGUUGGCAGGUUUGGACCUCCCUAUCCCCCCAAUUGACUAUGAGAAAGUUACGACUUAGGAUUUUUGAGGUAAUUAUAUCCCCCGGCUAUAAAUCUUCCCUGUUGCUGACUAGUACAUUAGUAAACUAUAGGGUUCAGAUUGGUGUGAUAAGUAAUUGUAUGAUGCACACGAUUUUGGUUUGAAAACUCGAAGUGUUAUCCAAAGGUCCCUAUUUGAGACCCGUACAUUGUACAAGGUGCGCGAGAUCGUGUUCGCGCGAGUACUUACUAGAACCUUGCCGAACUGUAGCCUCAUUAUUCCGCGCGGCCUGUACGUUUCAGGUCACGUGGCUCUUUCGUCUCGGAUCGCCAAAAUGCAUUGGCCCAGAAGGCCAGAAUCCUCAACUUUUCCUGUUCAUUGUUGAAAAGCUAAUAGAGAGGCCAACAACGAUACGAUCGGUGUCAUUAGUGGAAUUUGAUUUAAUACCGUAUUUUUCGAUUAAACGCUGCGGCCUUUGUUAAAGUUUAAGCCUUUUCGAUGCGGCGAUUAUUCAAGGGUGGCGUUUAUUUCAAAUCACAUUUCCUAAAUAAUGUAAAUAUAAUGUAAAAUAGGAAGAUGUCUAAAGUCCCAAUAGAGAGUUUUCAUCCGAGUUUACCGCGAACCUCUAAGCGCUGGAGGUCACGUGACAAGUCUUUCGCGUCACGUUUGAGGUUUACGACGUGCGUUUUCAACGUAGGGAGGUAGGUUUUCACGUAUGUCAUUUACCUGAAAGCUUUUAGCGUAUAAUUCUUGUUUCAUCCAACGUGUUGAUACAAAAAUCUUGUGGAGCAAGUCUUAUCCAUUAAGAGAGACACAAAUUCGGGCGAUAUGUUAAAUUUUGUAAAUCCUAUUGGAUCUUGAAAACAAGUGCCAUUCAUGGCUGCUGAUUCAAAAUGGCGGCCGUAAUUUAAUCCACCGUCAAUCUAAAUCGAAUUAUGUUUGAACGUCGAACCGCAAACGGGUAACCGCAAGCCGCGGUUAGAGGUUCGCGGUAAACUCGGAUCUAAAACUCUAAUGUCUUGCUUUUUUGCUGAGAUGGCACAUACCUAUAUAGCUUAUAUAAGGGAGUAUCCCCCCCCGGGUCUGAGAUAACUUAUUUACGCCGUCAUUCUUGUGUAUAGGAAUAACUUUGCGGCGGGCUGGAUGAACUUAGGCACCGUAAAGGCAGCAUUGCACAAAGAAGAUGUGAGUUUGAUAGCUUUAUUCAUGUUUCCACAAAUUAUUGAUUACGAUUUGACCUUCCAGCAAGCUUUAUUUUUCUGUGUAACAACCGGAGAGCGGCCAGGCGCGCAGGUGGUGGUGAGUCAAUCUAGCAGAGAGAGAAUUAAGGGUAUACUCAAAUCGAACUUGUGCCUCGUCUUGUGCCAGUUUUUCCUAUUUCUUUCCUUUGAUUCUCUCUGCACGAUUAUUUCUUCCGCACAACUUCGAACUCUCUGAUCCUACAAAAUUUGUUUCUUAGGAAGCCGAAAAAUGCUACAGCAACGCUAUAAAAUACAGACCAAGAUAUCCAGACGCUUUUUUCAACCUUGGAAAUCUGGUAAGAAAAAAAGGACAAUAGUUUUUAAACGUUCAAAAUGCACAGUGCAAGCAGUGCAGAUACAAUGAUAUAAUCCUUUUACGUGAACCCUGGAUAGUUUCCCAUUCAUUGCUUUUCCAUGCGUAUUUAUACUGACCUUAAAAUCUUCUCCUCCAGUACAUCGAUCAAGACAAAACUGUAAAAGCCAUUGCCGCAUUUAAAACAGCCAUCAAUUUAAAAAACGAUCAUGUGGGUGCCUGGAUGAAUCAUGCUCUGCUCUUAGAAAAGUCAGGUAAAUGUCUGCAAGGGGCCUUUUAACGGGUGGGGAGGAAGGAUUUUACGGUAACUGAGCGAUUUUUUUGUGCUGAUUGGUCGAGAGCUAUGGUCGAUAACCGUCGAUAACGGACGGACCAUUAGAAUAAUUAUGAGGUUGGGGAGAGUGGAUGGGGAAUUUUCGAACCACAUCAAUUUUUUUUCGUGAACAUUUCCCUUUGCUUGAAUUUUUUUAGGCCAGAGCGGGAAUAUUUUUUGGGGGUACUCGGCCUGCAUGAAUUUUUUUUCUAAGAUUUUCCCUUGCGCAAAUAUAUUUCUAUGAUGCUUCACCAAAACUAUGCCAAUGGUCCGACGUGAUGGAAAUUAAGUGACGGUGGCGCAAUUUGUUUUUCUCUUUCUCUUGCGCGCAGUUUGUGGAGAAUUAUUUAACGAGUGGACGUCAAAGACUCUUAAUGUUAUUGUACAAGACAAAUCGACAAUAAAUUUCCAUGUUCCAUACUCUUAUCGAUCAUAGAAAUGACGCGAAAACGUUCAAAAAUUUGCAGUGAAACCAUUCGUUUGCUGAUCGUGGUUUCACUUGAGUGCCGACCAUGGAAUUUUUUUUCGAUUUGUAAGGGAAAGGAGAAAAAACUCACUUUUUAGGAAAGUGAAAAAGAACUUAAGCAAACGUUUUUCGAGCGCAGGAGCAAGGAUUCAGCUUAGUUCAUGUUGGUUAGUGCCAGGCCUUCUAUGCUAGAGGUCCUGAGUUCGAUUCCCAUUUAUGACUUCCGAUCCUUGUUUGACGUCUGUCCUCUCCGUGUAGGAACUGAAAUACCCGUAAAACUAAACGGAACACUGGUGGAGAGGGAGAGAGUUGUGGGAGGGAGGAUAAAAUGAGGGUAACGUCGGCCUCAGGUUUUUUAUUCAGAUGAUGACUAUUCCGAGCAAGUGACGAUUAAUUACCCUCUUAACCCUUAAAGGAAACAGUGAAAUUAUUGUAAGGUGUGGGAAAACUUGCAAGGGUUAAACUACAGUCUUGAAAAACAUUUUUUGCAUAGUAGGGUAUUUUCAGUUAAUUAAUCUCCUCCUACCCCUACUUAGAUCUUCAAAUGAGUCAGUCCCUUUACUGGCGGAUCCCCAGUAACAAAACUCUCGCAAACCUCCACCUCACUUAGACAACCACACAAUCCUGGCUUUUUAGUUGGUCGCUCACAGCUAGAUGCAAUAAAAAAAAUCUUGUGCGAAGUAACGUCUCUUGACAGACGAGUUUAUUUUUAAGGUAACGCCUGGCAGGUUUCCCUUUCUAGGUAACAGAGAUGCGGCGAUAACAGUGAUCAGAGAGGCUAAAAGCCACAUUCCUAACGAGCCGUCAGUUCAUUUCAACCUUGCUAACAUGCUCGGACAGAAAGAUGAGUUUGUGGUAUGUGGUUCGUUACAGAAUUACACUAGGAUCAGACAAUUUAAAGACGCCGGUGAAGGGGAUUUUAGGUCUGGUUCUGUGUUCCCCGUAGAGGCUUCCACUGGUAUUUCAAGAAUAAACAGGACACGGGUAUAAUGCGAGGAGAAAAUAGGCGGGAAAUCGUCCCCGCGCUUUUUCCCCCCCCCUCCUCAAUAAAGUUGCCUCUGCGGGGAGAGGGAUCAGUUCAAACGCAGCGUCUCUCGUGCUUAAUGAAUUUUUUUAUAGCAACACGCUCCCGGGGAGGGUGGAGUGGAGAGAGAAACAGGAAAGAGAGGGAAGGGUGGAGACCAUAGGUUGGCAUCUGGUUAGAUCGUUGAUUAUUGCCUGCUGCACACGAUGAAUGAUGGACACAUGUCUAUUUCUCAAUGUUCUCCCCAUAAAACUCUCCAAGUAAUUGAUUCUCUUUUUUUCAACAUGUCAAGGAAUUUUAAAUUGCAUUUAGUCAGUAUAGCCUGUGUCACCCCAGUUAGUAACCAGACUUAACCGGAGUUAAGUUAGACUGUUCACAGUCCCCUAUUUUUCCGUGAGAUCGUCGAGAUCUAGCGCGUCUUACAAUUAAUGGCGGCCAUCUUGAUUUGCAAAUGUACCGAGGGGCGGGCGUCAGGGAUUAUAGCUCUUCCUCCAAAACCGCCCCCGCCCCCUAAGUAGUUUUGACACUCAUGCAAGAUGGCAGCCCGUAACGCAAAGCGCUCGAUCUCGACAAUCUUACGGGAAAAUAGGGGACUGUGAACAGUCUAGAGUUAAGUUUCGUCUGUGGCGCAGGCUAAAGUUAGGAACCCGAAAACCAAAGCGUAUUCAAGUUCGCUUAUCCUGUUAGGGGUUGUUUACAUGAGUGGGAUGACUUUGAUUUCGUAUCGCGUUUACAUGAUGAUUGGGUCAUUUCAUAUCUCUUUGUUAAAAAGUAACAUUUCAUGUUGAUAAAAUACACGUGUGCUUCAAAAUCGCAAACAUUACGCAUGCGCUACCCUGUUCCAAUCUACUGGCAGACCGAUUUCACACCGAAACGGGUGGUCGUUUGACGUUUACAUGAUACCGUUGCGAGAUUUCGUACCGGAGUGGAAAUCUCGCCCCGGUAAGAGAACUGGGGUAAACUCACGCCGGGGUGACUCGCACCGGCAUAAAAUUUUGUGGUGGUAUCAUUUAAAUAAAUAUAGAGCCAUGAGAGGGAACCGCAGUGAACUCGCUCCGGGGCGAAAGUCGCCCCAGUGUCAUGUAAACACCACCUUAGCCUGCAUUUCUCUGCAUACUUGACGAAUAUUUAAUGAGGGAAAUUAAAGUAAAGUUGAAUAAAUAUUUGUUCCUUUGUAGGAGGCUGAGAAACACUUCCUAAUAGCUUUGAAGCUAAAACCUAAUUCAGCGGAAAUUUAUGGAAAUCUUGGUAAGAAUUCCUCGAGUUGUUACUCUUUCUGGUUAUUUUGCUGUAAAAAUGGUUCUAACUGGGCAUGAAAUCCUACAAUGUGACAUGACCAUUCAGAUAAAAGCUACUGAGCAGUUCUUUGCUGUGGGUGUCUUUAUUAUGAUGUUCAAGAUAAUACUAACUUCUGAGUCUGUGUUUACAGUAAUAGCUAUUAACGCUAAUGAAAUAGCUAGUUGUACCGUUCGGUUGUUAUCUACUGUUGCUUUUAUAAAUAAGUAACUUGUAUCUGUGCAUUAAUGCAGUCUCAAAUUAAUUUCAAGAUAUAACACUAUCGUCUUUUUUUACUUGACAGGAGUGUUAUAUCACAGAUGGGGGGAAACACGAGCAAGCCGGUAAAUACUACAGAAAGGCUCUGAAGCUGGAUCCGCGAAGUGAAAAUGUCCACGAUAACUUAAAAAAGCUCAAAAGAACCACACGGCAGCUCUCCAGUGACAGCCCUAAAUAGAAAGUAACAAUGAUGGAAAUAUUUCUGAUAUUUUUGCGGCGAUGUAAAUAGUUUUAAUAAUUUUAGGUCUGUCACAGUCAGACGUGCUUUAAACACCACAAAAAAAAAGAAGAAGAAAGUAGAAAAGGAGGAAACAAACAGUUAACAUUGUACGAAAUACAAACGUUGUAAAAAGAAAUAUUCGAU